Prunus armeniaca (apricot) is the source of this 2127-nucleotide messenger RNA. NCBI's taxonomy places the organism in Eukaryota, Viridiplantae, Streptophyta, Magnoliopsida, Rosales, Rosaceae. The record is from the annotation of a GenBank genome assembly.
AUGCCGGUACCGCGUGGCGGAGUUCGCAGGGGACGAGGAGCAGCAGCUAAUAAGCAGAAAAAGGAGAAGGUUCCUAGUCCGAUCGACGCUGGAGAGGCGAUAGCGACGAGAACAAGGCGGAGGCGAGCGGCGGCUGCGGCGGCAGAAGCAGUGCCGAGUAAUCCGAAUAACAGGAACGAGACUAAUAAGGCGAAAGAAGAGGAGCACAAACGAGAGGAGGUGGUGGCGGUGGGUGAUGAGCAAAACGUAGUCGUUGAGGAGGAGGAGGAGGAGGAGGAGGAGAAGGAAGUGGAAGAGAAGAAAAUGGAUGAGUAUAGUGGCGGAGGCGGGCCCGGUGGCGCUCCGAGUAAUGAUAAGGCAAAUGCUGGUGAAGACGAAGGAAGCACAACUCCGCUUCCUGAGAAGGUUCAUGUUGGUGGUUCCCCUGUUUACAAAGUAGAACGAAAGCUGGGUAAGGGUGGCUUCGGACAAGUUUUUGUUGGUCGACGUGUUUUGAAUACAAAUGAGAGAACUGGCCCAGGAGCUGUAGAGGUAGCCUUAAAAUUUGAGCAUAGAAAUAGUAAAGGGUGUAACUAUGGACCACCAGCUGAGUGGCUAGUAUACAACACUCUUGGUGGCAGCCAUGGUGUGCCGCGAGUACACUUUAAAGGCCAGCAAGGCGACUAUUAUAUCAUGGUUAUGGAUAUGUUGGGGCCAAGCUUGUGGGAUGUUUGGAAUAAUAACUCUCAUACAAUGACCACUGAAAUGGUUGCAUGCAUUGCCAUUGAAGCAAUAUCAAUAUUGGAGAAGAUGCAUUUUCGAGGGUAUGUACAUGGGGAUGUAAAGCCUGAGAAUUUUCUGCUUGGCCCACCUGGGACUUCUGACGAGAAAAAGUUGUUUUUAGUUGAUCUUGGACUAGCAACUAGAUGGAGAGAAACUACAACUGGUCGGCAUGUAGAAUAUGACCAGAGGCCAGAUGUUUUCAGAGGAACAGUGCGUUAUGCUAGCGUGCAUGCUCAUUUAGGGAGAACGGGUAGUAGGAGAGAUGAUCUCGAGUCUCUAGCUUACACCCUUGUAUUCCUUCUUCGCGGUCGUCUGCCUUGGCAAGGAUACCAGGGAGAGAAUAAAGGGUUUCUUGUUUGCAAGAAGAAGAUGUCAACAUCUCCAGAGAUAUUGUGUUCCUUCUCUCCGCAGCCUUUUAGACAGUUUGUGGAAUAUGUGGUGAACUUGAAGUUUGAUGAAGAACCUAAUUAUGCAAAAUAUAUAUCACUCUUUGACGGGAUUGUUGGUCCAAAUCCUGAUAUCAGGCCAAUAAACACAGAGGGUGCACAGAAGCUUAUUAAUCUGGCUGGUCAUAAGAGAGGAAGAUUGACAAUGGAGGAAGAUGAUGAACAACCAAAGAAGAGGAUUCGAAUGGGUACGCCAGCAACACAAUGGAUUAGUGUCUAUAAUGCUCGCAGACCAAUGAAGCAAAGGUAUCACUAUAAUGUGGCUGAUACAAGGCUUGCUCAGCAUAUUGAGAAGGGGAACGAGGAUGGGUUAUAUAUUAGCAGUGUGGCCUCUUCUCAAGAUUUGUGGGCCUUAAUUAUGGAUGCAGGCACUGAUUUCACUUCCCAAGUUUACGAACUCUCACCAUGUUCUCUUCACAAGGAAUGGAUAAUGGAGCAGUGGGAGAAUAACUAUUACAUCAGUGCGAUAGCUGGAGCUACUAAUGGAAGUUCAUUAGUAGUAAUGUCCAAGGGUACACCAUUUACGCAGCAGUCAUACAAAGUAAGCGAUACAUUUCCUUUCAAGUGGAUUAACAAAAAGUGGAGGGAGGGUUUUUAUGUUACUGCAAUGGCCACUUCAGGAAGUAGAUGGGCAGUUGUUAUGUCUCGUGGUGCAGGUUAUUCGGAGCAGGUUGUUGAACUAGAUUUCCUUUAUCCCAGCGAAGGUAUUCAUCGGCGGUGGGACUCUGGAUAUCGUAUAACAGCAACUGCAGCAACGUGGGAUCAGGCUGCAUUUGUUCUUAGUGUGCCAAGGAGGAAGCCUCAAGACGAAACACAAGAGACUCUUCGUACUUCUGCUUUUCCUAGUACACAUGUCAAGGAGAAGUGGGCGAAGAAUCUCUAUAUUGCAUCUAUGUGUUAUGGACGAACAGUUUCUUAA